This is a messenger RNA of Mycena citricolor, 5557 nucleotides long. The record is from the annotation of a GenBank genome assembly. NCBI's taxonomy places the organism in Eukaryota, Fungi, Basidiomycota, Agaricomycetes, Agaricales, Mycenaceae.
UUCCGGUCAUCGCGAUAUGCGGACACCGAAGAAAAAUGCACCGUGGGGAUCGACGCACUCCACUGGCAGUCCGGAUCGGGCGCGCUCUCAGGCGGGGCACGCCGCCGUACCCGUGCUUCUUGCUCAUCUUCGUGCGCAGCUCGUUGAGAGACACGCUUUCGCCGGCAUCGUGUGCUGCGAUGAGAGCGGCCGCGAUCCCGGAUGUGACGCGGAGAAGCUGCUCGGCCUGUGAAGGGCCGCCGGUUUUGGUCUUCUGCACCAUGAUGAAAGUCGAGGAGAAAUAAUCUGCGGUCCGAUAACUAGCCGAGAUAUGUGUUUAUCUAUAUUUGGAGGUCAGAAGCGCUGUAAGUAUACCUUGAUAUUUCUCGCUGAUUGCUGCCACGUUCGCGCACGCUCGCUUCAAAGUUCUUUGGUUUCGCGAGAAUGCCCCCUCCGAACGUGGUGGAUCCUUGGUUUGCGGGACGCCAUUUCGGCAUCGUUAUAGACGCGGGUUCGUCGGGAUCACGGAGUCAGAUCUACAGCUGGAAAGACGCGAGCGCCAUAUCUGUGGAACCUGGGAGCGAGCUCGCCAAGUCGCUGCCGAAGGUGGAGAAGGGUACACGGGAUGGGGAUAAGUGGGUGACUAAAGUCGAGCCAGGUAUUUCCUCGUAUGCCGACGACGUAGAAAACAUUGCCAACCAUCUGCGGCCGCUAAUUUCUCAUGCGCGGACUUUGAUACCGCCGUCCCUGCAGCCCAGUACACCGCUGUUCUUGCUAGCCACUGCGGGCAUGCGUUUGUUACCACCGGAGAAGCAGGCCGCCGUGCUACAGGCCACCUGCGAGUUCAUCGUCCAGCAUUCUGAAUUCCACUUGGAAGGUCCCUCGGCUGCAGGUCCCUGUGGAUCGAGUAUACGGAUCAUCACAGGCGAGGAAGAGGGUCUGUUCGGGUGGAUAGCUGUCAACUACCUCAUGGACGGGUUCUUGGAGAGCCAGACGACAUUCGGCUUUUUGGACAUGGGGGGAGCAUCAACGCAGAUUGCCUUUGAGCCCGAAGCGGGGAACGUGGACGACGAAAUGUCCCUCAUCGACGUGCGACUGCGAACCCUGGGCGGGACCGAGAUCCACCACAAGGUUUUCGUCACAACAUGGCUCGGUUACGGGACGAAUCAAGCACGGGAACGAUAUGUGGGCAAGGCGAUCACGGAGCAUGAGAGCCAGCGUCCGGAGGGAGGCGAUGAUGUGGUGCACGACCCAUGUCUGCCUGUGGACCUCGAACUCGCGGAACACCCAGUCCACCUCGGGCCCUCGUCGGAUCAUGCCCAGAAAACGCACAAGCUGGUUGGCACCGGCUCAUUCGAGAAAUGCAUGCAGAAGACGGCACCGCUGCUCAACAGGAAUCAACCGUGCCCAGAUACUCCAUGCCUCAUGAACGGUGUCCAUGUGCCCACUAUCGACUUCUCCGUGUCUCAUUUCAUCGGCGUGUCCGAGUAUUGGUACUCCUCCGAGCAUGUGUUUGGCUUGGGCGGUGCCUACGAUUUCGUGCAAUAUGAGCGAGCGGCAUCCAAAUUCUGCUCGCGAUCUUGGAGCGGAAUCGUCAAGGAGCAUGAAGCCACGAGAUCAGGGCAGUCGCAUUUCCAUCCAGGUGACGGAGAGGUUGAGGAAAACGGCAAGGUCGUUGCAGUUGGGAAUUGGAGCGACAAAGUUCAGAUUUCGCGACUGGAGAUGCAGUGCUUCAAAGCUGCUUGGAUUGCCAAUGUCCUCCACGAAGGAAUCGGUAUGCCCCGGAUAAUCGACGCUGGGGGAAACAACACAACAGAUGGCGAGAAGGUCGCACAACAAGCGCAGAAGAAGGGUCUUGGUCGGCCGACCUUCCAGUCGGUCGAUACAGUGGGGGAAAUUGCCAUCAGUUGGACGCUCGGGAAGAUGGUUUUGGAAGCCAGUAAAGAAGUGACGCCGCUGGUCAAGAGCACACCACCUAUUGUCGACCCUCUAGAUGAGCCUAUCAACAGCGACUCCCCGAUCCGACCUAUCCGACCACUAUAUUUCGACUUGGAUGCCAUUGAAAAUCGGCUCGAGUCGCACUUACCCCAAACCUUGACACGAAGCUCGCUCGGGUUUUCUCCUGUCAUGUUCCUAUUCUACUGCACGCUGAUCAGCGUCUUAAUAAUGGUGACGUACCCGCUCCGACGGCGAUUACGAUCCGUUUUCCUGCGGCUUUUGCGAGACAGAAAGUCGCUCUCGAUGGAGGAAGGCAAAGUCUCCGCUGGCCCCAGUCGCUUGGCACGCUCUGUAGGGAAGAUAUUCUCCCUUCGCCGACCAAAUCACCCGACCGGACUCAAUCUAGCGGGUACGACACCUAUCAACGGAUUCGGGAGCGGUUAUUACAGCCCAACGGUAGUAGCCUUCGGAGGAGCGGCUUCGCCUCGUUCUCCCGGUCGUAUGCUGGCUGCCUCCACAAGCUCGCGGUCUGUCUCUCCGGCUCCUGGGAUGAUGGAGGAGGAUGGCAUUCUCGGCGCUCCAGGACUGCAGGGAUUGAGCUCACGCUCGAGAAAUUCAUCUCAGAAAAAUCUACCGAGCUUGUUACAACCGAGAUCCCGCGUGCCUUCUGAUAGCUACUAAGUUGUUGGUUCUAGCACCGUCACGGACUCAUACAACGCCGUCAUCCUGUAUCACUUAUAUCAUUAUUAGAGUACACAGCGGUAUCAUGGACCUCCACGCAUCAUCUAUGAAACACUCAUGAACUCAUCAGACUCGAUGACGGGCUGAAUGCUAGUAUCGAAGAUCAUUGGCGACGGCGGCCUGCACGUGGAUGAGAGUAAUCUCAAAGGGUCUUGAGGCGGCGGGCCUUGAAUGCGCACAAAAGAGUCAAGACAAUGGCAAUGCGCCGCAUUGGCAUCUCAAUCGCGAGAUCAAUCAAAGUCACCUGAUGUUAUUCCCUCUUUUGAGAGGCCACCAUCCACCAUCCUGAACUCUCUCAGCGUCGGACACCGCCGAAUAUUCGCGCUAUUGUAUCCACCCCUCGGUGUCAUUGGAACACAAGCGCCGUAAAGCAGUCUGUGAAAUCCCUUCAACAUUUAGACUAAGAGAAAGGAUAGCCCGACAUGAGCUCGCGACCCACUCUUGCUCUACAGCCAUCCGUGAGUACGACCACGGUCGUGACGACGACUACGACCACGACCACUUAUGCCCCCAUACAACUCCCUCCUCUUCCCCCAGCGAUAGAACCGACAGAUCCGAAAGAGUACCCCCUCCUGCACGCGACGUUCCCCAGCAGCCUGCGCCAAUUCCCCCUCGUAUUUCCCGGCGGCACCCGCGCGACGUUCAGGGAAGGCGAUGAUGCGAACGAAGAUGACCACGAUACCCAUGGCGAGGGAUGGCGGAUGCUGCGGCAUGAUGACGCGCCCGAGCCAGUGGUUGGUUUGGCUGAGGCGGUAGACCGGUAUGGGAAGAAGCGGGCCUGGGAAGAGGAGGAGGGAUCGCGAAAGAAGCCGCGACCGCCUCCCUCGCCGCCCGGCUCGCGGCAGGGCUCCCCAUUCGAACCGGACUUGGCCCUGACCACGUUGUUGACACUGCCAUCGCUGCUGAAUCACUUUACCGCACUUCCGGUGCCCCUGCAGUCGCACUUCCUGCUGACACUGCUUCGACAUUCACCGCUUCCAGUUCUCCGGACGUUACAUUCCGUGCUGACGCCGACGCUCGCACGCGAUUUUCUGACGCUCCUGCCACCGGAGCUUGCCUCGCACAUUCUGUCAUUCCUACCGUUUUCGACCCUUUCUCGGGCCUCUCGUGUCUCGAAAUCAUGGCGCUCGCUGAUCGAUGCCGACCCACUCGUGUGGACGUCCUUGCUCAAGUCGUCCGGCAUGCACUGGAACUCGGAAGCGGCCUUCCUCCGGGCAUAUCGCCGGCUGCCGUAUCCGCACAAGGCGCUGUUCCAGUCGCGCUACCUGACACAGGCCCGAUGGGCAGCGACCACAGCCCCCAAGCACCGAAGUUUUCCGGCACAUGGAAGCAGCGUUGUGACAUGUCUAAUUCUCUCCCGCGGUCGGAUUAUCUCGGCUUCUGACGACCAUUCGAUCCAUGUCUACGAUUCUAUCGCCGGCGAGCUUCGAUUGGCGCUUCAGGGCCACGAGGGUGGUGUCUGGGCGCUGGCUGCCACUCGUGAUACACUGGUCUCCGGGUCGACCGAUCGCACGGUGCGGAUAUGGGAUCUGUCGACUGGCCGCUGUACGCAUGUAUUUGGAGGACAUACGAGCACUGUGCGGUGUCUGGCUAUCGUCCAGCCUGAAUGGGUGGAGAUGGAGGAUGGCCGGAGGGAAAAGUGGCCGAAACGGGCUACGAUCGUUACGGGAUCGCGGGACCAUACAUUGCGGGUGUGGACGCUACCGAGGCCUGGUGAUGCGCCGUAUUCGUCAUUCGACGAGGGUGAUCCUGAUGACGUGGAAGACAAUCCAUAUCAUAGGCUUUUCCUCGAGGGACACGAACAUGCCGUCCGUGCAUUGGCCGCCAGAGGACGGACGUUGGUCUCUGGGUCGUAUGACUGCACUGUCCGGGUUUGGGAUCUCGUUACAGGGGCAUGUAAAUGGGUUUUAGUGGGGCAUACACAGAAAGUUUACAGCGUGGUACUUGAUCUACCGCGUCAGCAGGCUUGUUCGGGCUCGAUGGAUGGGACAGUGCGCAUCUGGGAUCUCAAGACGGGCCGCUGUGCACACACGCUGACUGGACACACAUCUCUCGUGGGCCUGCUAGGCCUGUCGCCCCGGACGCUGGUGAGCGCCGCGGCGGACUCGACUCUGCGUGUGUGGGAUCCCGAGACGGGCGCGCUGCUGCACACCCUGGCUGCGCACACUGGCGCGAUCACGUGCUUCCAGCACGACGAAUUCAAAGUCCUCAGUGGCAGCGACGGGACGCUCAAGAUGUGGAAUCUGCGGGAUGGGACGGUGACGCGUGAUCUGCUGACGGGGAUCACUGGGGUGUGGCAGGUUGUGUUCGAAGGCCGGUGGUGUGUCGCUGCGAGCAAUCAGACGCGUGCGGGUGUGCUUCAGACGGUGCUCGACGUGUGGGAUUUCGCCGAAGAGGGCGAAGACUGGGUUGGCGAGCCCCCUGGCGGGGUGUAUGACGUGAGCGACUGGAGCGACGAUGACGACGACGAGGAAGAGGAGGAACCCGGCUAUGCGUAUCGCGUGACGAACGACAUCGAGGACGUCGAGAUGGCCACCGCGGACGACGAGGAGGAGCAGGUCAGCGCGAUGGACCUGAUGUUCGAUGAUACCUCCGAGACCCUGUCGUACGACGAGGACAAGGACCGGUUCAGCUCGCCGCCCCCGACGCACAAAAGCGGCCGCCGCAGACGGGUGGCUUCGCCGUCUGGGGGCUCGGCCGGCCAGAGCAGCUCGCGGGGGUCUUCUGGUUGGCGUCAAGCCUCAGGCUCCCGGUCGCAGCGAAGAAGCAGUCGUCGUUGACAGCUUGCCUCUAGGACACUGUAGGAAUGUGUGUUGCAUAUCCAUAGAAAAUCAUAUCUGUGUUGUUAUCUGUAAUGUAUAAAAAAAGUAUGUCUUUCACCAGCCUCCAGUGAAUCGAC